Messenger RNA from Gaeumannomyces tritici R3-111a-1, 2415 nucleotides. RefSeq lists its product as hypothetical. The transcript has a single exon. The coding region runs from base 503 to 2326 and encodes 607 amino acids. Gene Ontology annotation, biological process: sulfate assimilation; siroheme biosynthetic process. The record is from RefSeq and is a predicted model, not a curated record. Lineage: Eukaryota; Fungi; Ascomycota; Sordariomycetes; Magnaporthales; Magnaporthaceae. Gene Ontology annotation, molecular function: uroporphyrin-III C-methyltransferase activity.
AUGCGGGCAGGCGUGUGAAGUACCUACCAGGUAGGCAAGUGUCAGAUUAUCAAGAGGCAGAUAAAGCAAAGAUGGAGCGUUUCGUCUGUCCAUUGCAGCCGAUAGAUAGCAAUGUGUUAAUGCAAACAAGACCGCGGAAGUGCUUGGAUUUUUUCUGUCCCUUCCACCUCCGCGGAACCUCGACGCUAAUCCCGCCACGGCCAUUGGCUGGCGCAGGCGAUAAGACAGCCCCGAAUGGCGUCAGCCAGACUCAGCAUCCAAAAAUUUACUCAUGCCGAAUCCCACGACGCCGAUAUCCGGCUUGCGGAUUCCCGGAAGUGCCGCCGUCGCCUCUGCAAAAUGUCCGUCCUGUCCAGCAACUCCUCGGGAGUGUGCAACUCGCGGGAUCUCCCUUGCGAAAGGAGGGCAGUGAUAUAUCUUGGGUAGCCUGGCCUGUUUGUCCUUUCUCCUGGACUUGGCAACACACAAAGAACCCUCAACACACGCAUCAAAACGCCCAGCCAUGGCGUCCACCCUCCCGCCCUACCAUACGUCCAUGCUGACGGCCGUCGACUGCCGAGGCCAUGUGCACCUCGUCCUGGGCACCAACCCGCUGGCCGCCUCGCGCUGCGCCCAGAGCCUGGCCGCGGGCGCCACGCCCAUCCUGAUCGCCCCCGACACCACUAACGGCGACGCCGGCGACCCGCUGCACUACGCGCUGCGGCGGCGCGUCGACUCGGGCGAGGUGCAGUGGCUGCGGCGGCCCUUUGCGCCCGCCGACGUGUCGACGCUGGGUCGGCCCGAGGCGUCGUCGCACGUCGACGCCGUCUUCGUGACGGCGGGGCCACGCGACCCGCAGAGCGAGGCCGUGUCGGCCCUGUGCCGCCGCCUGCGCGUGCCCGUCAACGUCGUCGACGCGCCCCGCCUCUGCACCUUCAGCCUGCUGUCCACCCACACCGACGGGCCGCUCCAGGUCGGCGUCACCACCAAUGGCCGCGGCUGCAGGCUGGCCGGCCGCCUGCGCCGCGAGCUGGCCGCGUCCCUGCCCGCCGGCAUGGGCGCCGCCUGCGCCCGCCUGGGGGAGCUGCGCAGGCGGAUCCAGGAGGAGGACGGGGAUGUGGUUGAAAGGAGUCCGAAGCGGCAGAAGCGAAUGGAGGAGGAAAAGGAGGAAAAGGAGGAGAAGAAGACGAAGACGAAGACGAACGACGACCAAGCGCCUCCUGCAGCCGAGGACGAAGACGAGUCGUACGACCAGCGCGCCACGUUUAAUAAACUGGUGACCGACGCAGACCUCGAGGCGGCCAAGACGCGGCGCAUGCGGUGGCUGGCCCAGGUCUGCGAGUACUGGCCCCUGAAGCGCCUGGCCGCCGUCGACGAUGCCGACGUCGACGCCGUGCUAGAGGCCUAUACCGAAACCGAGCAGCAGCAACACGACCCCGCCAAAAGCGAGACGUUGCCACCCUCCCCCGCCGCCCGUGGCCGCGUCAUCCUCGCCGGUUCCGGGCCGGGCCACCCGGACCUCCUGACGCGCGCCACCCACAAGGCGCUGCAGGCGGCCGACGUGGUGCUGGCCGACAAGCUCGUGCCGGCGGGCGUGCUGGACCUGAUCCCGCGCCGCACCCCCGUCACCAUCGCGCGCAAGUUCCCCGGCAACGCCGACGCGGCCCAGGACGAGCUCAUGGCCCAGGCCGUGGCGGCCGCGCGGGAGGGCAAGGUCGUGCUGCGCCUCAAGCAAGGUGACCCUUAUGUCUACGGGCGCGGCGGCGAGGAGGUGGCGACGCUGCGGGCCGCCGGGGUAGCGGUCGCGGUGCUGCCGGGCGUCACGAGCGCGCUGUCGGCCCCGCUCUUCGCCGGCGUCCCGCCCACGCAACGCGACGUGGCCGACCAGGUGCUCGUGUGCACUGGCACGGGCAAGAAGGGCAGGCCGCCCGCGCCGCCCGAGUACGUGGCCUCGCGCACUGUCGUGUUCCUCAUGGCGCUGCACCGCAUCACGGGGCUGGUGCGGGAGCUGACGUGCCGCACUGAGGAGGAGGAGGAGGAGGAGAAGAAGAAGAAGCAGGCUGGGGACGCGGGACCACCACCAUCCAGGGCACUGUGGCCCAAAAACACGCCCUGCGCCGUCGUCGAGCGCGCCAGCUGCCCGGACCAGCGCGUCAUCCGCACGACACUCGAGUUUGUAGCCGAGGCGAUCGAGCAGGAGGGCAGCCGGCCGCCGGGGCUGCUCGUUGUAGGCAGGGCGUGCGAGGUGCUGCACUCGCCCGAGAGGGGCAGGUCCUGGGCCGUCGAGGACGGGUUCAAGGGGCUGGACCUGGAUGAGCUGGUGCCGCAGGUAGGGCUGUCGGCUUAGUCGCAAUGUGUAUAGAUUUAUGCCUUUUAUAUGUUGCGUAUGAACAGACCCAAGCAUCACUUCGAAACGACGCAAGAAAAAGAAAUCAU